CCCUUGGCGCGCAUGCGUGCGAGGAGUGGAGGCCCCCCGCAAACCUCCAUGCCCCGGCGCAUGCGCGCGGUGCCCCGCGGGGCGGGGGCGGUCGGUGCCUCCCCGCUGGGGUGGCGGCGGCGGGAAGAUGGAGGCGGUGGCGCUCGGCGGGUCGGUGGUGCCAGGCGUCCUCGCCUUCCUCCUCCUCAUCCUCCUGCUGCUGCUGGCGGCCGCGCUGCGCCGCGCCGCCCCGCGGACAUCACCCGCCCCCCCACCGGACGGGCCCAGGGCGAACGGCGCCGCCGCCGCCAGGCCGGAGGAGUACAGGAAGGCGAAGCAGCCGUCGCGGGCCCGGAGGAACAAACCGCAGCAGCACGACUUCACCCACCGGCUGCUGGUCGCCGCCCUCAAGCAGCGGCAAGUACCUGGCGUCGUGCGGCAGCGACCGCACUGUCCGGCUGUGGAGCACCCGGGACUUCACGGCGCGGGAGCACCGCUGUCUGCGUGCCAACGUGGGGCUGGACCACGCCGAGCUUGUCCGCCUCAGCCCUGACUCGCGGGCGUUCAUUGUUUGGCUGGCAAAUGGCGAGACUGUGCGUGUCUAUAAAAUGACUAAGAAGGAUGACGGCAGUUUCACCUUCACUGCAACUUCUGGAGACUUCCCAAAGAAGCACAAGGCUCCUGUCAUUAACAUAGGAAUUGCAGAGACAGGAAAGUUUAUUAUGACAGCUUCCAGUGACACUACCAUCCUAAUCUGGAGCCCGAAGGGUGAAGUCCUGGCCAGCAUUAACACCAACCAGAUGAACAAUGCCUAUGCCACAGUGUCGCCCUGCGGAAGGUUUGUGGCGUCCUGUGGCUUUACCCCUGAUGUGAAGGUGUGGGAGGUGUGUUUUGGCAAGAAUGGAGACUUCCGGGAGGUGGCCAGGGCUUUUGAGCUGAAAGGCCACACCGCUGGUGUACAUUCCUUCUCCUUUUCUAAUGACUCGAGGAGGAUGGCGACUGUUUCCAAGGAUGGGACGUGGAAGUUCUGGGACACAGACGUGGAAUAUAAGAAGCAACAGGAUCCAUACCUGCUUCUGACGGUGAAGUGCGAGGUGACAGAGCCUUGUCGCAUCGCCCUGUCCCCCGACGCUCACGUUGUCGCCAUCUCUAGCGGCGCAGACAUUGUUGUGUACAACACGCGGAGAGGAGAGGAGGAGGAGCGCUUUCUCGGCGUGCACGGACAGUCCGUAACAGACUUGGCUUUUGACACCAACAGUCGUUACCUGGUGUCGGCUGGGGACCGUGCCAUCCGCGUCUUCCACAACACCGCUGGUCACCGGGCGGUGGUGGAGGAGAUGGAGACCAUGCUGAAAAAAACUGCGAAUAAAGCCACCCGGGAGAGGCUGGAGCAGCAGAUCUCCAGUGCCCGCAAAGCGCUGGCCGCCAUCUACGGCAAGAAGCACUAAUCCCCCCUGCAGUGCCGCCUCCUGGCUCCCUCAGCCACGUUCUGCCUUUUGGGGAUUUUUUUUUUAAUAACGCUAAAUAACUUGUAAUAAAUGAGUGCGCGAUGAGGUUUAGAAA
Grus americana (Whooping crane) is the source of this 1542-nucleotide messenger RNA. RefSeq names its product transducin beta like 2 (gene TBL2). Gene Ontology annotation, molecular function: protein binding. Gene Ontology annotation, cellular component: endoplasmic reticulum. NCBI's taxonomy places the organism in Eukaryota, Metazoa, Chordata, Aves, Gruiformes, Gruidae. The coding region runs from base 588 to 1427 and encodes 279 amino acids. The record is from RefSeq and is a predicted model, not a curated record. Gene Ontology annotation, biological process: endoplasmic reticulum unfolded protein response. The transcript has 7 exons.